This is a messenger RNA of Wallemia mellicola CBS 633.66, 789 nucleotides long. RefSeq lists its product as hypothetical. NCBI's taxonomy places the organism in Eukaryota, Fungi, Basidiomycota, Wallemiomycetes, Wallemiales, Wallemiaceae. The transcript has 2 exons. Bases 1 to 789 code for a protein of 262 amino acids. The record is from RefSeq and is a predicted model, not a curated record.
AUGUAUUUCAACAUCGCUAAAGCCACUGCUGUUCUCGCCUUCACUGCUGCUAUCGCUUCUGCAGCUGCCACACCUCACACUGGUGUUCGUCGCGGAGACGACAAGGACUACGGAAAGUCAACUAAGGAGUACUACGGAGAAGGUCAGAAGAAAGACUACAAAGAUGGCAAACAUGAGGAGGAUUCAUAUGCCAAGCAACUCAAGAAGCAUGAAGAGGAAGUUGAGAAGCAGCUCAAAUUGACAAAGGAGGCUGCAGAGAAGAACAAAAAGGGUGCUGACACAAAGCACAAAGACAAGAAAUACAGAAGAGGUGACAAGGAAGACGACAAAGAUGGCAAACACGAUGACAAGAAGUCAACUGUAUACCAGAAGCCAUCCUCGACAAAGUCAGGUGAAUAUGCCAAGUUCACUGACUACUGGAAGUCAAAGUAUGAUGACAAAGACGACAACAAGAAAGACAAGGAAGAUGACAAGAAGGAGGGCAAGGACGUCAAGCAAGAUGACAAGAAGGCAGGCUAUGAUGACAAGGAUUACUAUAAGAAUCUUCAAGCCCAAAAGCAAAACACUAAGGAAUACGAAGAGGCUGUAAAGAAGUAUGGUAUCAAAGAUGACAAGAAGGACGUCAAGAAGGAUGACAGGAAGGAUGAUAAGAAGGAUGACAAGUACGACAAGGGUGUCAAGAAGGAUGACCACAAAGAUGCCAAGAAAGAUGACAAAGAUAAUGUGGAUCAUGAGAAAUACGACAAGAAGCACGACAAAGCUGACAAAGCUUCUUACAACAAGGAAUAA